Molecule: messenger RNA, 2526 nt
Organism: Adineta steineri
Lineage: Eukaryota; Metazoa; Rotifera; Eurotatoria; Adinetida; Adinetidae
Source: the annotation of a GenBank genome assembly
AUGUCAGAAAUGAAAAUAUCACAACAACUCGAACAAUUGGAUGAAGAUGAUAAUGUUGAAAACAGAAGUGAACGACUUCCUCAACUACGAUCAUAUGUUCACCGAGUUAGAUCUAGUUCAUCUAAAAGUAUUGGUCAUAUGAAUACUUAUAUUCGUUCAAACAAUCGUCGUGGUAGUGGUAGACGAUCGUAUCAACGACUUCGUUUUCCUGUUGCUCGAUAUAGUCGUCGUGAAAUGCCUUUGAAGGGUCCUUUUGUUUCGUUCAUGCCCGGGACUCCAAUCGUUGCCGAUCGAUCAACAAAACAAACAAUUAUUUAUUCAAAAACAGAAGUCUAUAUUAUACCUCCAUUGAUUAAUACCUAUGGCAAUUCAUACUCGAUUGCUGAGCUCAUCGCUUCCGGAGAUGCGAGUUUAGAUCGCAGUGGUGGUCCACCGGUUAAUCCUAUUCAUAUGAAGCGUUUUUUUCAACGACAAUCCUUAACCGGUCCAAAUAUUCCAAUGAUCAACUCUAAACAAGGUGGUUUUAAAGGUGGUGUUCGCACUAACUCUGGUUCAUUCUUGAUUUCCAAACCGUAUGAGACACGACCUAACAUAGAUUCUAAAUAUGAAUCCGAAGAAAAAGAAGACGAAAAAGAAUCAUCACAAGAACAAGAACAAGAACAAGAAAACAAAUAUCGACCGCCUUCGAAUGUGAACAAUUAUUAUUAUAAAAAGCCACGUAAUAGAUAUGAAGCCUCAAAUAGCAAUUCUUUUGAAAUAGAAGGAAACAAUCGUCCACAUCAAACAACAACGCAAACUUCUACAUCAAGAGGAAUGAAUACAACCACUAAUGGUGUCGAAAUUCAUCUAACAUUAUAUAUUGAUAUAAUAUAUCCCUAUGGAAGAUCGAACAAAGCAAUAAUUUCGGCAAAUUAUUCAUUUCCAGGUCCAUUAAUUGAAGCCUAUGAAGGUGAUACAUUAGUGAUUCGAGUAAUCAAUCUACUUGAUGUUCCGACAACGAUGCAUUGGCAUGGAAUUUAUCAAACGAAUACUCCUGAUAUGGAUGGAGCAGUUGGCAUUACUCAAUGUGCUAUACCUCCAAAGAACGAAAUGAUUUACAAAUUUAUAGCAGAACCAGCCGGAACAACCUGGUAUCAUGGACAUCUUCUAGAGCAAUAUACGGAUGGAUUGUAUGGUCCAAUAAUAAUUCGUCAACGACAUGAACCAAAUCAAGAUAAAUAUGAUAGUGAACAAACAUUAAUGGUAGCCGAUUGGUAUAAUCUACAAGCUCAUACUCAAUUACUUCCAUGGUAUUUGAAUCCAAAUAAUACGGAUGGUAAUGAACCUUCACCCGAUGCUAUCGUUGUGAAUGGAAAAUUUACCCAAGCAUUAUCGAUUUCACUUUCGAAGUCAUCACGUAUUCUAUUUCGAAUUAUAAAUACUGCUGCAUUCUCAAUGUACAAUGUCUCAAUCGAUGGUUUACCAUUGCAUAUAAUUGCAUUAGAUCAAAUGGCUACUUUACCAUACACUGUCAAUUGUUUUUAUAUUAACGUAGCUCAACGUGUUUUAUUUUAUAUUGAUUUAAGUGAAUUAAAUUCAGAAUAUACUGCUUCUGGUACAUUAUCUACCAGUGCAGUUUAUAUACGAUUUCAAGCUAUGUUAUCAAUGUAUCCUGUUGAUACUGUCAAUUAUAUUCCACCUUAUGAAAAACAACGUUAUCCAUAUCCAACUUUCUUUAAUCCAUUAUAUCUCGCAAUUUUGUCGUUCAAUGAUACUAAUUCUAUACCAUCAUAUUCUGCUAGUGAGACAACUCCAGCAUUGCAAAACACUGUUACUCCAAUUGACACUAAUAUUUUAGCUGCUCGACCAUUUUAUCAGAAUACGAAUGAAAUUCCCAAGGCAACCUAUUAUUUAAGCCUUGUCAUCGCAUUUCAGACUAGUGCAAAUGGAAUUAAUUAUGCCUAUCUGAAUAAUGUGACAUAUAGUUCAGAUGCUAAUUACAUGCAUAUGAGACCUGCUCCAAGACGAGGAAUUACUUCAGAUGAAUAUGCACCAUUACUUUAUCAAAUGGUAACUAAACCUAAUAAUCUGAAUAUUCCAUCACCUCGUAUAGAAUCUGGAAGUCUACUACCCACAAUUCAAAGUGAUGGAUAUGGUCAUUAUUUAGUUCCCUAUCAAGCCGUCGUUGAUAUCUAUUUGAACAAUACAGAUGAUGGAGAACAUCCAUUUCAUUUACAUGGUCAUAAAUUCUGGAUUAUUGCAACAUCAGAUUAUCCAGAUGCCGAAUUUUUAUAUGCUGGAGAUUAUAUUCAACGUGAUACAAUCAGUAUACCUGCAUCCGGUUGGGCAAAAAUACGAUAUGUAGCUGAUAAACCUGGUGCUUGGUUUUUUCAUUGUCAUAUCGAAUGGCAUAUGUCUGCUGGAUUAGCAUUAGCCUUCAUCACUUCACCUCAACAACUAUUAGCUGAAGGAUACACUAUUUCAUCAGAUGAACAAAAGUUAUGUCAAGCUCUGCGAAAAUUCAACAAGAAACAUAAUAGCGAAUAA